AUGAUGCAAGAUCCCUUGAUAACGGCAGCCGGCCUUGCAUUUGCUUCUCGCAUACAAGACAAACGACAGAGCCGGAAAGUGGUCGGAUAUUACUGGAAGGCUCUUGUCCUCCUUCGAAACAGACUUGAAUCCGACAUUCCCAAUUCGACCGACGCUAUACUGCUUAGUCUUAUUUAUUUGAUGGCUGUUGAGGCACUCUCGGAAGACUUAGGGUCGCCUCUUCAGCAUCUAGGUGUGAUGCAUCGUAUGAUACAAAUGCGAGGCGAGCUCAGAUCUACCGGCUUACAGGGCUACAUCAAGGCCCACAUCAGAUCCUGGGAAACAUUCCUGGGAGGGGUGUAUGCUGAGCCUGACCGAGAUCAGGUGCCAAAGUUUCCUUACGGCCUGCUUGAAUAUCCUACACAUCCUUUCCACCCGGAAUUUAGCCUUACGUUGAGUCGCCUGCCUCUAGGCUUUGUUGAAUUAGCCAUGUCUUGCAGACUGAGUAUUCAAGUGGUUCAAGUUGUGCAGACAAGUGCGCAACUAAUGUCUGAUCUAAUGCACCAGACGCAAGAUCUCAAGCAAGAUGACAAACUCGCACUUUCGCCAUCAACAUAUCCAGUGUCGCCUCCUCAAGUCAUGUUCCUGGCUAUUGUAAUCCUGCAAAACCAGCACCGGAACAUGGUGGAAGAGUUGUUGGCCAUUUCAUUGCUGGCCGUCACUAUCUCAACCGAGACUUUAGGGGAACAUAUAACGAAUGGCUAUGGAUUUAUUCAAACCUUUUGCAUGCUGAACUGGGACGUCGAUUAUGAGAGAGAAUGUCGCAGUACAGGCGCCCUGGGACUCGAAGACUUUCUUCUCUGGGCGAAAAUGUUACUGUUGGCGACAUUCGACCAUGACACACAAACCUGGAAGACUGCCAACAAACUACGUCGGGACGUCCCAUUUCCAGAGUUCAAUCACCUACAUUUUGAGGUCUGUAGGCAAUUCUUCUGGACUGAGUUGCUGACUCUUUCGCUGGAGCGGAAGAUGGCGCAGGACAAAGCACUAUCUAGACCACGCAGCGACGACGAUCCAGGCAGCUAG
Fonsecaea pedrosoi CBS 271.37 is the source of this 1065-nucleotide messenger RNA. RefSeq lists its product as uncharacterized. Bases 1 to 1065 code for a protein of 354 amino acids. Lineage: Eukaryota; Fungi; Ascomycota; Eurotiomycetes; Chaetothyriales; Herpotrichiellaceae. The transcript is spliced from 3 exons. The record is from RefSeq and is a predicted model, not a curated record.